CAGGAAGAUGGUGACACAACAAGGCUUUAUAGUGGAUUUGAAUAAACCAUUGGUGUUCCAGGUAGGCCACCUUGGAGAAGCUUAUCAAGAAUGGGUUCACCAGCCUAUAGCCACCAAAGAAGGCCCACGUUUUUUCCAAAAUGCUUUUUGGGAGUUUCUAACCCUUACACAUUGGUGGGCGAUUCCUCUAAUUUGGCUGCCAGUUGUAAGUUGGUCUAUCUCCAUGUCAAUGAGAAUGGGUCGUACAAUUUCAGAGAUCAGUUUGAUGGUAAUUUUCGGGAUAUUUAUAUGGACAUUGAUGGAGUACACAUUGCAUCGGUUCUUGUUUCACAUUAAAACAUCCAGUUACUGGGGAAAUACUGCUCAUUAUCUUAUUCAUGGUUGCCAUCAUAAACACCCUAUGGAUGGUUUACGCCUCGUGUUUCCUCCCGCUGCAACAGCCAUUCUAUGUAUCCCGAUAUAUAGCCUGGUGAGAUAUCUUUCGAGUCCUUCAUCUGCUCCUGCUAUGUUUGGAGGGGGUUUGUUGGGCUAUGUCAUGUAUGAUGUUACUCAUUACUAUUUACACCAUGGACAGCCAACAAGUAAAGUAACUCGAAAGCUUAAGAAAUAUCACUUGAACCAUCAUUUCCGAAUACAGAAUAAAGGUUUUGGUAUCACUUCUUCACUAUGGGAUAAAGUAUUUGGAACCUUUCCUAAUAAUAACACUACAAAGGCUCCUCCCCACCGCUCAUAAAGAAUAGAAAAAGCUUGUUGCUUUCUAUUAUUCUCUUCCAGACAGUGUUUUCCCACUUGAUUUUUUGUUUGUAACUAUUUAUUUAUUCGAUUGUGCCUACUGUUUUUGUCAA
Molecule: messenger RNA, 845 nt
Organism: Impatiens glandulifera
Lineage: Eukaryota; Viridiplantae; Streptophyta; Magnoliopsida; Ericales; Balsaminaceae
Product: dihydroceramide fatty acyl 2-hydroxylase FAH1-like
Exons: 6
Coding region: 8-733 (241 amino acids)
Biological process (GO): lipid biosynthetic process; fatty acid metabolic process
Cellular component (GO): membrane; endoplasmic reticulum
Molecular function (GO): fatty acid 2-hydroxylase activity; iron ion binding
Source: RefSeq, a predicted model, not a curated record